GGAGGAGAAAGGAGGGGCGCGCGCACGCGCACCGGGCAGCUGCCGCCGCGAGCCGCCCCCCUCCCGGCGCGCGCCCCUCCUCCUCUCUGUCCCUCCCUGCCUCCCUCCCUCCCUCCUUCUCUGCUCUGUCGCUCCCGCGGCGCGAGGCGCUCUCGCUCCUCUCCUCCGCCCCUCCCCCCGCGCAGCCGCCGCCGCCGUCGCCGCCGCCGCCACCGUCCCCGAGACCCUAGCGCACGGCGCGCCCUCCCUCGUGCGCCCCUCCGGCCCCCGCGGAGAACGAGAGGGCGAGCGAGCACGGCGCUCCCGGCCCAGCCCGGCCCCCCUGUCUUCACCACCGCCUGCCCUCCGCCGCCUUCUUUCGCUUCCACCUCCACUCCCCCCCCCACAAGUAGAGGCCCCCUCCGGGGGGGGGAGGCCCGGGGCCGGGAGCGGAUUCCCCCCAACUCCUUCAGGCCCGCCCCCACCCGGCCCGAGAGUGAGGAGGGCCCGGGCCGGCCCGCGUCGAGAGUGAGGAGGACCCCGGGCGGGCCCGCGGGCCGUCUGGGGCCUGAUCCGGCCCCACCAGGCGUGUGAAGACAGGGGCCCGGCCCGGCCCGAGAGCGAGCGGAGGGGAGGGGCCUGGUCCGGCCCGGCCGGUGCGCGAGGACUGGGGCCGCGGCCCCGCACGGCCGCCGCCGCCGCGAUGGCCCAGCAGCAGAUGACCAGCUCGCAAAAAGCCUUGAUGCUUGAGCUGAAAUCCUUGCAGGAGGAACCAGUGGAGGGCUUCCGGAUCACCCUGGUGGAUGAGUCCGACCUCUACAACUGGGAGGUGGCCAUCUUCGGACCCCCUAACACCCUCUACGAAGGCGGCUACUUCAAGGUACCCCCAACCCCUUCCCGGGCCGGCUUCCCAGGCCUCCGCUCUCCGCCGCGGGCCGGGAGCGUGAGCGCGGGGGAGUCGAGGGGGCUCCUCACCUCGCAGCCCCCUCCCCCAGCCGUGGAGGCAGGAAGGCCUUGCUCACCAAGUGCCUUUUCUUUGUCAUGGGGCGGGGGCGGGAGGCCAGACUGCACCGGGAAAUAGGAAAGCCUCUGUGGCUGGGGUAGUGGCUACCGGGAAGGAGGGCUGCCUUUGUUUUGUUUCUCCAGCUGAGGGUGUGUGGAAAUAGAGACGGUCUGUCUUUCUCGACCCAUCCG
Messenger RNA from Alexandromys fortis (reed vole), 1173 nucleotides. RefSeq lists its product as uncharacterized. The annotation marks the transcript as partial. The record is from RefSeq and is a predicted model, not a curated record. Lineage: Eukaryota; Metazoa; Chordata; Mammalia; Rodentia; Cricetidae. The transcript has a single exon.